CCUGCAGCCGGAAAACAAGGAUCUUUCAACACAUGCGUGUCUAUAAACGAAGCACCGCAUCGUUAGAAUGAAAGAUAAAAACCAUAUGAUCAUCUCCCUAGGUGCAGAAAACGCGUUUGACAAAAUAGAACAUAUUUCCAUGAUAAAAACCCUCCACGAAUGGGGGCAGAGAAGUUGUAUAGCUCAAUACCACAAAGCCCACAUACGACAAAACCCACAGCUGACAUCAUACGCAACAGUGAGAGGUUGAAAGCUUUCCCUCUAGAAUCAAGAACAAGGCAAGGCUGGUCAGAGACGUACCGGGUUAAAUUUCAAUCCUUGACGUUGAAACGUGUUGAGAAUUGGUCCGUGGCUCAGAAAAUGCUUUAUCUUGGCGAACACAUACUUGUACUUGAAAAGAAUGUGUAGUGGACACACAUGUGAAAUUCAGAUCUCCUGUUUAGUGUUCUAAAGACAUCGGUCAAGAUGGAUUCAUUGCUGCUGUUACUAGUAUGAAACGCAUCCCCUCAUCUUUGGUAACACGGUUUUCCUCGAAGUCUGAUUUCUCUAAUAUCGAUAUAACCACAUCAGGCUUCUUUGCUCACUAUUUAUUCGUGCAGGUUUCUGCGCAUGGUUCCGGGCAGCUGGGGAAUGAGACCCGAGUGUCGCUGUUCCUUCUGGAAGGGCUGGCCGACGCAGAGGAGUUGAGGCCCUUGCUCUUUGUGAUCUUUCUGCUGGUCCACAGCGUGGCUGGGCAUUGCCAGCCUUACUGUGAUGGACUCCCGACUCCACACUCCCAUGGACGACUUCUUAGUCAACCUCUCACUGCUGGACACUGCCUAUAUCUCCAGCACGGGGCCUCAGGUGCUGGAACACCUGCUGGCAGCAGUGCGGACCGUGCCCUAUCGUGCUUGUCUUCCCCAGAUCUUCUUUCUCCAUUUCCUGGCUCCCUGGGAGUGCUUCCUGCUCACAGCCAUGGCCUGUGACCGCUAUGCGGCCAUCGGCCGGCCACCGCACCACCUAGUCCUCUUGGGCCGUGGACGGACCCGGGCAGGAAUGGCUUCCACCUCCCGCCUGCUUGCCUUGGCCGAUGCGUUCGCCCACACCGUCCUUGCAGCUCCACUGAGGUUCUGCGGGCCUCGCCUCAUCACCCACUUCUCCUGUGGCCUCCCUCCACUGACCAGACUCUCUUGCUCAAGCACGUGGGCCAGCGAACUUGCCCUGUUUGUCCUCAGUUUCGUGGUGGCUCUUGCACCCCGUGCCCCGGUUGCGAUCUCCUGUGUACGUGUUGUGGCUGCGAUUCUCAGGAUCCACUCCGCUGAGGGCCGAAGGAAAGCCUUUUCCACCUGUGGUGCUCACACCACCGUGGUCUGCAUUUUCUACAUCGCUCCAGUCCUCUGCUACAUCCUCCCCAGCUCUGCGUGCUCUGGCUUGCGGGACCGGGUGCUCCCUGUGCUGUACGUGGUCCUCACCCCCAUGCUCAACCCCGUCGUCUACAGCAUGGGAAACAAGGAGGUGAAGAGGGCUUUGUUCAAGGCCCUCGGGAAAGAAAGUGCCUCCUAGGCACCGGUCACAUCAAGUCAACGAGGAGUGUCCCCGGCUCAGGAGUUUCUCACAUCCGAAUGUGCUCCCAGUGCUAGGUGCCUGUCAGUCUCCACCUGCUCCACACCCCACCCUCGUCGCACACUGGAUGCCAUAUGGAUCCCUCCCUGUACAAUGUAUUACACGAAGGCACCAAUUUUGCUGUGGACCAGAGCCGGGCUGUGACGUUUGCAUUGGACAUGGCAAGGGGCAUGGCCCUCGUACACACUCUAGAGCCCCUCAUCCCACGACACGCGCUCAGCAGCCGUAGUGUAAUGAUUGAUGAGGACAUGACUCCCCGAACCAGCACGGCCGACGUCAGGUUCUCCUUCCAAUGCCCUGGGCGCAGGUAUGCACCUGCCUGGGUGGCCCCUGAAGCUCUGCAGAAGAAGCCUGAAGAUACAAACAGACGCUGAGCAGACACGGGGAGUUUUGCAGUGCUUCUGUGGGAACUGGUGACAACGGGAGGUACCCUUUGCUGACCUCUCCAACACGGAGAUUGGAAUGAAGGUGGCACUGGAAGGCCUUCGGCCUACCAUUUCCCCCCAUGUGUGUAAGCUCAUUUCCCCCCACCGGGCAUUUCCCCCCCACCAUUCCCCCCCACCAGGCACUUCCCCCCAUGUGUGUAAGCCCAUGAAGAUCUUCUCCAGGGUGGGGCUGGCACAUGCCAGUGCUUUGGGGGUGAAUCCAAUCACACAGGAGUUUGAAAUGUCAUGCACGUGAUCCAUUUGGUGAAUCCUAUUUUGGGUGCCAGGUUUCCCCCCAUUUUCAGCAACGAUCAAAUAUUUCUGUUGCUCUUUUUUUCCCCCCCUUAUUCUAAAACACUGCUUUCUAUUUAUGGAAGUAAAACAUGGUCAUUGCAUAGGUUGUGCAGUUACAGAAACUUACAAAGUGACCAAAAAAGAAAAAAAUGCCCUCUAUAACCUCACCACCGCGCGAGAACCUCACUGUAAACAUUUUGAUGGUUUAUUUCAGGUUUCUUCUUGCACUACAAAUGUAUGUGCACGGGCGCCUGGGUGGCUCAGCCGGUUGA
Molecule: messenger RNA, 2593 nt
Organism: Prionailurus viverrinus (fishing cat)
Lineage: Eukaryota; Metazoa; Chordata; Mammalia; Carnivora; Felidae
Product: olfactory receptor 3A3-like
Biological process (GO): G protein-coupled receptor signaling pathway
Cellular component (GO): membrane
Molecular function (GO): G protein-coupled receptor activity; olfactory receptor activity
Source: RefSeq, a predicted model, not a curated record